Messenger RNA from Lotus japonicus, 661 nucleotides. RefSeq lists its product as uncharacterized. The record is from RefSeq and is a predicted model, not a curated record. The coding region runs from base 144 to 497 and encodes 117 amino acids. The transcript has a single exon. NCBI's taxonomy places the organism in Eukaryota, Viridiplantae, Streptophyta, Magnoliopsida, Fabales, Fabaceae.
GUUCAUCACAAAAAAUUAUCUCCACUUACAUACAUUAUUUAUCUUCACUUACAUAAAACUGUUACCAUAAUGAAUUUUUUUAACGAAAUAGUUUAUAAAAUAUAAUAAUAUAUACUGUAUCGAUCUACUACUUAGGCAAAGCAAUGUCCACGCCGCCGCAGCAGCAACCCGUUGAGGACAAACCCGAACUCCCUUCUCCGGCGGCGGAAGCGGAAACAGAGAACGAUGAGGAGGAAGAAGAAGGCGAGUGCGGGUUCUGCCUGUUCAUGAAAGGCGGUGGUUGCAAGGAUUCCUUCAUCGAUUGGGAAAAUUGCGUGCAAGAAGCCGAGAAGAACAACGAGGACCUCGUCGAAAAGUGCGCUCAGGUCACGGCGAGGCUCAAGCAGUGUAUGGAUGCUCAUGCCGAUUACUACGAACCCAUUCUCCGCGCCGAAGAACAAGCCCUCGCCGAAUUGGAGAAUGAGACCCCAAAAGAGGACCAAGAGAAAGUGAAGUGAGAUCCAAUCCAAUUUUCUGAUUCUGUUUCAUGUUAUACUUGUAUUAUUCAAGAAUUGUUGUCAGUGUAUGAGAGAGUCUCAAUUUUUUGUCACAAUAAUUGAAAUUUGUUUAUUUGAUUGUAUUCACAGCUUUAUGAUAUGAUGGGUAAUCUAUCUAUGUUCAA